AUGGCGUCCGAAUCCAGCAAAAAGAGAAAAUUCAAGGAUUCGAAGGGGCCGAAGCCUGAUGAGGCUGUUGCCAAGCCCUCAAAGUUCAAAAAGCUGAAGCGGGAUCCUACUCCUGAGGAGAGAGAGACGAGCGAUUCAGAGAGCGGCAACAGCGACGGCCAACAUGAACCUGAUCAGGUUGAUAGCGAUGGCGAGGACGCUGUCUCUGAUGAUGGCAGCUUUGAUGAGAAGGUCGCUCAUCAGGAUGAAGACGGUUCCAGGCCCGAGAACGGCACCGAUUUGGAGGAUGUCCCCAAGAACGACAACCUUCUCCCACCUCCUACAAAUGCUCAAGAGUUCUCAGAGCUGAACCUUUCCGAGAAGACAACGAAGGCAAUCGCCGAGAUGGGAUUCACUAAGAUGACUGAAAUUCAACGGCGAGCCAUUCCUCCUGCGCUUGCCGGCAAGGACGUCCUGGGCGCGGCAAAGACAGGUUCCGGCAAGACUCUUGCCUUCCUCAUUCCGGCUGUUGAAAUGCUUAGCUCACUGCGUUUCAAGCCCAGAAACGGUACUGGCGCUAUCGUGGUGACACCUACCCGCGAGCUAGCCCUUCAGAUCUUCGGCGUUGCGCGCGAGCUGAUGAAGUAUCAUUCGCAAACCUAUGGUGUUGUCAUUGGUGGGGCCAACCGUCGCGCUGAGGCAGAGAAGCUGGGGAAAGGCGUCAACCUCCUCAUUGCCACUCCUGGUCGCCUACUCGAUCACUUGCAAAAUACCCCUUUCGUCUUCAAGAACCUCAAGUCGCUGAUCAUCGACGAGGCAGACCGCAUUUUGGAAAUAGGUUUCGAGGAUGAAAUGCGCCAGAUUGUCAAGAUUCUGCCCAAGGAGGACCGUCAAACCAUGCUCUUUUCUGCUACUCAGACAACCAAGGUCGAGGACUUGGCGCGCAUCUCACUGCGCCCCGGGCCCCUCUACAUCAAUGUCGACGAAGAAAAGAAGUACAGCACAGUUGAGGGUCUGGAGCAGGGUUAUGUUGUGGUCGAGGCUGACAAGCGCUUCCUCCUGCUUUUCUCGUUCCUUAAGAAAAUGGCUAAGAAGAAGAUCAUUGUCUUCUUCUCGUCAUGCAACUCGGUUAAGUAUUACAGUGAGCUACUGCAGUACAUCGACUUGCCGGUUCUUGACCUUCAUGGCAAGCAGAAGCAGCAGAAGAGAACCAACACAUUCUUCGAGUUCUGCAACGCCAAGUCUGGAACUCUCAUUUGCACGGACGUCGCAGCCCGUGGUCUCGAUAUUCCUCAAGUUGAUUGGAUUGUUCAGUUCGACCCUCCGGAUGAUCCGCGCGACUAUAUCCACCGCGUCGGUCGGACAGCCCGUGGCAACAAUGGUAAAGGUCGUUCGCUUCUUUUCCUGCAGCCUUGUGAGCUCGGUUUUCUGGCGCACCUUAAGGCUGCGAAGGUGCCUGUCGUCGAAUACGACUUCCCCAAGAACAAGAUCCUCAAUGUGCAGUCCCAGCUUGAGAAGCUCAUCAGCACCAACUAUUAUCUGAAUCAGAGCGCCAAAGAGGGCUACCGGUCGUACAUCCACGCCUACGCUUCCCACAGUCUGCGCAGUGUCUUCGAUGUCCACAAGCUGGAUUUAGUUAAAGUUGCGAAGGUCGGUGACAUCCCGGAUCCUCAGCCCAACACAUUUGGCUAA
This is a messenger RNA of Thermochaetoides thermophila DSM 1495, 1671 nucleotides long. RefSeq names its product ATP-dependent RNA helicase-like protein. Gene Ontology annotation, molecular function: RNA helicase activity; nucleic acid binding; ATP binding. The transcript has 3 exons. Gene Ontology annotation, cellular component: nucleolus. The record is from RefSeq and is a predicted model, not a curated record. Lineage: Eukaryota; Fungi; Ascomycota; Sordariomycetes; Sordariales; Chaetomiaceae. Bases 1 to 1671 code for a protein of 556 amino acids. Gene Ontology annotation, biological process: maturation of LSU-rRNA from tricistronic rRNA transcript (SSU-rRNA, 5.8S rRNA, LSU-rRNA).